This is a messenger RNA of Ciona intestinalis (vase tunicate), 1834 nucleotides long. NCBI's taxonomy places the organism in Eukaryota, Metazoa, Chordata, Ascidiacea, Phlebobranchia, Cionidae. The record is from RefSeq and is a predicted model, not a curated record.
AGAUAAUAAUCUUAUUUGUAGCUUUUUGUUAAUUUUUACUAACUUUGGGUAAAAUAAUGAAAAAUUUGUUGAGUGGGAUCUACCAGCAAUGAAAUAGUUAGGGAAUGAAUUGGUGUCUAGUAUUUGGAUGGAUUCUAUGUAUAUGUGAGGCAAAAAAUCUAAUUGUAAGUUGUAUUGAUGAAACAACUAUUGUUGAUGAUGUACAGAACCAAACCGGAAACUUGUGCAUUGCAAAAGACAUCAGGAGUUUUCAGGAAUACUGGUCAAACGAAAAUGAAACCCCGGCUGUUGCUCCAACUUUCAUGGAAAAUGUUUCAAUGAAGAUUAUUAACGAUAACAUCGAACUUACGUUAACAUGGGAACAAAGAGUUAAAGAUUUCUUACAUACAACUGGUUACUUAUUGGAAGCAUCUUCUUGUUGCUAUGAUGGUCCUUCUAUAUUAACCUAUUUUGAUGCCAGUGCUGUUAAGUUAACUGCACGACAAUAUUCACUAAAUCAGAGCAUUACUUUUCAUCAUGACUUCACAAGAACUAACCUAAUCCAGUUAGGUGACAUAUUUACAUUCACUUUGGUUGCCAUGCCCACAUACAAAAAAAAGACGGAGAAAGUUUGUGAUAUAAUUACUGUCAAAAUUGCAGAUACAUUUGGGAAUAAUACCCUUGUUGCUGUUCAUGAAGAAUGUUCAUCGGAUGACGAUGAUUUUGACACAGAUGAUGAGGAUUAUCCAUCCCAUGAUUCGAAUACAGAAGAGCCGCCAACCUUCACAAUAUAUAAAAGUUUAAUCGUUGUUUCCGUCACAGCUUCAAUCAUCACACUCGGUUUUCUUGUUGGCAUGAUGUAUGUAAGACACACUGGCAUUUUACCUCCAUUUUUACGAAAAAAGGAAAAGGUUUCUGCCACGCAAACAUUAUUCCUGUUAAGUUCUAUGGAAACAAAUCAACUAUACAAGGAAGUUUCAAAUGUGAUUGUGUCAAUAUUUAAUAAAAACGACACAAAAUUCAACUUAAGAUGUUCAACAAGCAUGGGGUGUGAAUAUAGUUGGUUUAAAGAGCAGGUUGAUCAAUGUCAGCACAUUGUGUUGAUUUGCACUCCAUGUUGUUCUGAGUAUUCUUUAUUUCAAAAACUGGAUUCUUUUUAUGCUGGUGUGGAAUAUGCCAUCAAGCAAGGAAAGUUUUACCCAGCUUACCAAGACAAACAAGUUUCUGUGGUCUACUUCAAUCAAGAAUCGAAGUUUUAUUUCCCAGAACUGCUAAACGUUUGCAAAGUGAAGUGGUUUAAUCUUGCGCUGGAAAUACAAGCUUUUAUUAGUCAUGUUUCCCCAACUGCUGUAGCAAGUAGCAACGUGGAAAACAACAUUCAACAGAUAUUGGGAAGAAUCUCGCAUGAAACACUCGUUAAUAUGCCAGGGUUGGCUUUGAAAAGCUCAACAGAAAAUUCCCCUGCAGACAGUUUACAAACUGAAAAAGAAUCACUUUUAUAAAAGGAAGAAAACUUCUUUAAGUUGCCAACUAUUGCUUGCUUCUGUAAUUCAGUGGAUUUUUUCAGCAGGGUAAGAAAAAUUUCUAUGCAAUGUCAUCAUGUUUGUUUAAUUACUUAUGUUGUUGCCUUACUGUUUAAUUUUUUCUGAGGCACCUGACAUCACACUUUAAUAUUAAGCACUUGUACAUACUAAUUGUAGUUAACUUUUGUACUGACACUUAAUUUGUCAUUAAUCUUUAUGUUAAUGUUGUUCGUACUGUCAUUUCUAUUGCAAUGUACUGUGUUUAAUGAUGUUGAUACUAGUUUAAUUGUUUGCAAAUUUGUCACCUUCAUAAUUUGAGUUUUGUUGCAAUA